UCCAACAGGGACGGUCCACUCUCAACUUUCUAUGUCUUACUAAAAUUGCCGGCCGCUAAGUUUGUAUGAAAGGGUACUCAUGUGUUAAUCUGUCUUCCAUUUCUUGGAAGAUCCUCACCAGGUGGGUCACCACAUCGAAUCUUCUUCCUAUCAUUUUUUCUGAUUUAUGGAGUAAAUUCCUUACGGUACAAAACAGUCUCUUAAUCUCAAAUCCCCCAAUGAUCACAAGCCACGUAACGUUAAGACAAUUUAACUUAAUCACGCGCGGAACCACGUCGAAAGAGUUCCUUACGUUUCAAGAAGAGAAAACAGGGAAAUCCGAUUGCAAGAUGUGCUCACCCGCGGAGAACAAAACCUCCUGACGGCCUAAAAUUCACCAAUGUCGACGUGUCGUCUACGCGCCAUCCCCCCAUCGACAAGUCGUUGGGUCAGACCAGACAAAACAGUCAACCCUCCAACAUUAAAUCUCCCUAAGAACUUGACUCCAUUUCUAAAAACAUCACCUUAGCACCACUCUGCGACUCAACUCCAUCGGCAGAUCAUGGGGUUCACCACCCGGGCCCCAUCUCCAUCCCCGACACCCUCCCCAUCUCCCUCGUCAUCACUGCCACCGUCUUCAUCGUCAUCGUCAUCUACAUCAACAUCAUCAUCCUCAUCACCUCCUCCUUCAAAGCUUCCAGUUGAUUUCAGCCCAACGUUGAUCGCCAUGGUUGUGGUAGUUGGUGCAGCAUUUUUAAUCGUUACAUAUUCACGUCUCAUCUCCAAGAGGCUGGUCCCUCCAAUUCUCCGUCUACUCCACUUCUUCCGCUUUCGUAGCCGCCGCCGUCGUUACCUCCCAUCUACCACCACCGACCUCGACUCUCUUCCACCCUCUAAUCCCUUCGAACUUCCUCUUUCCCCUUAUGGCCUCGAUGAGUCUGCCAUCAAAUCCCUGCCUCUUUCCCUCUACACUUCAAAAACAAAACCCAACAACAGCCCCAAAGACUGUGCCGUUUGUUUGUUAGAGUUCGAAGACAAUGAAUACGUCCGAACACUCCCCGUUUGUUCCCAUGCCUUUCACGUGGAUUGCAUCGACGUUUGGUUGAAAUCACACGCUAAUUGCCCUCUUUGUAGAGCUGGAGUUUUCGCUACAGACUCUCCUUUUACUCCGUUAAUGGCAGCCAGAAUCCGUCCUAGCCUUGAUGACAAUCUUAUGUUCAACAGCACUAUGGAUUCCCUAAGGGAAACUCCUCUGCAGUCUCUUCCAAAUAACACCAUAACGGAAAUAACCGAAGAGCCAUCACCGAGAAGAGCGAAUGGGAAUGAUAAUUGUGAGGAAAGGUUUAAUUUUGUGUUGAAAAGGUCGUAUUCGUUUGGUUUCGAGAGGAGUUUAGCGGCGGAGAGGAUGGUAACGGAGCCCAACACGGCGUCGCCUUGGAGGUAUAGGAGAGGAGGGAAUGGGUUUUGGAGCAAAAGGGCGUCACCGUUUGGAUCGUUAAUGAUGAAACCGAGGGUUUUCUCUUUUAGGAAUUACAGAGGGAUGAAAGGUUCACCGUUUUUUCGACGAAGAGGGUUUUUCCCACUGUCGGAAUCAAGUGUUCGAUUUUCCGGAAAUAGCGGAGGCGGCUCGUCGAGGAGGAGUAAGUCAAUGGCAAGUCCCAUGUUUUUAAGAUCAGCGGCUUCGGGCGUGGCGGCUUUCUCUUCAAGCCGCCUCAGGUGCGGGGAUCCCGAGGCACUGCUGUCACCGGAGAGGUUUAAUAGAAGAUAAAAGGGGAAAAAAAAGAAAGAGAAAUCAUUGCUGGAAAAACAGUGGUACACGUGUAAGAUUGGAUAGAGAGAUCAACGGGGAAGUGACGGUAGUAGAUUUAGGUCCGGUGAAAUUAAUGGGAAACAUACAAAAGAGAGUUAAUGUCCGAAAGAGAGAGAGAAGGAGAGAGAGAGAGAGAGAGAGGGGAGAGGUUUCGGCAAUGGUAGAGAAGGCUCAUAAAUGCCGAGACGUUGGACUUCUUGGACGAAGGGUUCUUUAUAUCGUACGGCUCCAUUGUAACAAUGUCGAAUUAACCGAUGUUGGUUUGGCUAUGGUGCGGCUUUGGGGUUGAGUUGACUUGGGUUAGGUUUGGUGUUUUCUCUUUGUUCCACCGACGAGGUCCAUGUUGGAAUGCUGCGACCAUGCAUUUGAUACAAAGCCGAUCUCAAUUCUCAUGUGCUUGCCAUGUGGGGAUGACAAGCACCGCAUCUGGUUUUUUUAUGGAUAAGAUAGAAAGAGAGGGAGAACAAAUGGCAGCGGGUAGAGAGUAAUGAGUCAUUUGUUUUGUUAUGCUCAUUUAUGUACUCUGAUGAAGCAUGAAUGCUUGAUUUUGUCUAUUCAAUUUGGUUGUCACUCUUCUACUUCUAUGAAUUCAAUGGGGAUUAUACUUGGAAUUGAAGACAUUAAUUUCGGCUUUCAAAUCCCCUGCUCUAAUGCAUUUCCUACUGAUUCUUUCAUUGUUCUAUUAUUCAUUCCUAAAUAUUAAGAGGGAUUUAAGACAUUGUUUGUACCUUCUUUCUACCUUUUUUUCAUGUAACCAAUGGUAAUAGAUUGA
Molecule: messenger RNA, 2561 nt
Organism: Durio zibethinus
Lineage: Eukaryota; Viridiplantae; Streptophyta; Magnoliopsida; Malvales; Malvaceae
Product: RING-H2 finger protein ATL65-like
Biological process (GO): protein ubiquitination
Molecular function (GO): transferase activity
Source: RefSeq, a predicted model, not a curated record